AUGCACAAUCGACCCGGAGCUUUGGGUCCUGUCGUAGGCGGUGGAAUCUCAAAGAAGAAGCCAAAGAAGCCCGUUGUUGCUGCACAGGUCAAGGAUAAGAACAGCCCCAAGAGGCCAAGGAACUCUUAUAUCUUUUUCACUCUCAUGAAAAGAGAUGAUAUCAAGAAGAAACACCCAGAGUUCAAGCCAACUGAAAUUACCAAGAUGCUUGGUGAGGAGUGGCAAAAAUUGUCAGAACAGGAGAAAGAGUCGUAUGGAUCGAUGGCAGAGAACGACAAAAAGCGUUAUCAAACUGAAAUGGAGAAUUAUGAUGCCAAUGGAGGAGCUGCUGCUGCUGCUGCUGCUGCUGCUGCUGCUGCUGUAAACGAAGGCAGCGUUGGAUCAUCCGCUGGCGCUACAGAUCUAAGCAGCGAACCUUGGAGAGGUUAA
Molecule: messenger RNA, 429 nt
Organism: Lobosporangium transversale
Lineage: Eukaryota; Fungi; Mortierellomycota; Mortierellomycetes; Mortierellales; Mortierellaceae
Product: high mobility group box domain-containing protein
Exons: 2
Coding region: 1-429 (142 amino acids)
Source: RefSeq, a predicted model, not a curated record